UAGAUUUUAUUGACUGAUGGGAAAAUCUCACGCAUUAACCAAUUACAAUAAAGCAAAAGAGUAAUUUUAAGUUUUAAACGUAUUUUCUCCGCACAUGAAAAAUGACUAUCUAGAAAACCAUAAAUUAUGAACCAAUUCAAAAUAAGGCAACAUGGUAGUUGAGUAGAUUAUAAAAAUUGCAUCUUUUCACGGCCUAAAGUCAAGACCUGUACUUUAAUGGUCCUUUUGCGUUCCACCUGGCGUCCACGUGGCUCACACCAUAUAUCCCAUUUUGACGUGGCUGUGUAUUUUAAGCCCUCUGUCCCUCAGAGAAGUAGCCAGCGUUCUCUCCCCCCAUUGCUCCUCCAUAUCAAAGCUUUGUCAUCAGAAGAAGAAAUUGUUCAGAUGGGAAAGAAGCUUGAUGCGUUGCUUGGAAGAAGCUUCAAGACCACCAGGUGCAGAGCUCUUGUCAAUUUGGCCAUCUCUCGCCUCGCUGUGCUUGCAAACCAGCGCCAGGUGAGGUCCUCUCAGGCUCACUCUGAUGUUAUUCAGUUACUAAAGCUCGGCCACCAGGAGAGAGCCCUCUUUCGUGUCGAGCAGGUGAUCAAGGAGCAGAAACUGCUGGAUGCUUAUGCCAUAAUAGAGAGUUACUGCGAGGUUGUAGCAGAAAGAAUCAAGCUCCUUGAAAAAGAGAGAGAAUGUCCAGAGGAACUGAAGGAGCCAAUAUCUGGUUUGAUCUUUGCAUCUUCUAGAUGUGGGGAUUUCCCAGAGCUUCUUGAGAUUCGUUCAGUCAUUACCAGUCGUUUUGGCAAGGAGUUUACUGCUCGAGCUAUUGAGUUACGCAACAAUUGUGCUGUGAGUCCAAUGAUAGUGCAGAAGCUAUCAGUGAGGCCACCAAGCUUGGAGAUUAAAUUGAAGUUACUAAAACAAAUUGCUUCUGAGAACGGCAUUACUUUGAAAAAUUUGGAAGAUUAUGGAGUUCCAACUGAGGUGCAGAAAAAAGUUGAGGUAGAAGAGAAGCAGGAACAGCCACAGCAGGAAACCAAAGAGGAAGGGGUGUUGCAGAGUUUACCUGAAGAGAUAGAGAAAGACGAUCGGUACGCUGAUUCAAUGAGAGGAAGAAAGAAGUACAAGGACGUGGCAGACGCUGCUCAGGCAGCUUUCGAGUCAGCUGCUUAUGCGGCGGUUGCGGCGAGAGCUGCCGUGGAACUCGCUCAAUCUAAAUCACUCGAUCGUGAUGAUCCGAGUAGUCUGAGUCCACGACCAAGAAGAUCAUCUGAAACUCAAGAAUCCAAGAACACUGAGAUUGAAUUAGAAUCAGAAAACAAGGAAACACUCGGUGGAAGCACUUCUAUAGAAGUAGAGGAGAGUGAAAAUGCAAUAGAAUUGAAGCAGCCAGUGUCAUCUUCUAGUUCGGAAUCAGGGGAUGCUAGUUCAAAGGAAAAUGAGAUUCCAAUUGAAGCAAUAAAUGUAAUCGAACUGCUGGAGAAGGAUUUGGUUUUUGACGAGAGUGAUGUUGAUACUGGGAAUGGAGAAAGCAUCAGUCCAACAUUUGAGGAGAUAAAUUCGAGCAUCCAGUGUCGUGAGAAGAUGGAAUCAGAGUCUGCAGAGAUCACAACACACAUUGAGGAAUCUGAUAACAAGAAUACUACACAAAAUCUAAGCAUAGGGGGGAAUGAGGCUGUUUUAAGGACCAUAGAAGUGCGUGGACACUGAAGAGCUUGAAUCUUUUGUAUCUUGGCGCCUGUUUAAAGCUAAUAAAUUUUGGGAGUGUAGGAAUUAUUUAUUUGAAGAACCUUGAGCUGAUCUAGUGUGUAGACAUUUAAGUUGCAGAGUAUUGAUUCUUAAUGUAUUGAAAUAUUUGGCAUUUAUUUUC
Messenger RNA from Momordica charantia (bitter melon), 1855 nucleotides. RefSeq lists its product as uncharacterized. NCBI's taxonomy places the organism in Eukaryota, Viridiplantae, Streptophyta, Magnoliopsida, Cucurbitales, Cucurbitaceae. Gene Ontology annotation, biological process: protein transport. The record is from RefSeq and is a predicted model, not a curated record.